GGCAAGUUCUUUUUCUAUGCUACGAGUGGAGCUAGUAAGACACCGUACGAGUUGGAACUUGAUCUGUUCGACAAUGUUGAUGUGAAUGAGAGCAAGGCGAGUGAGCUCGAGGUGUAUAUGUUACAUGGUGAAGAAAGCUGAGAGCAAAUGGUGGAACAGAUUGAUUAAACAAGAAGGGAAACCUCCUGUGUACUUGAAAGUUGAUUGGGAUAAAUGGGUUGAUGAAGAUGACGAAGAUAAAGGAGAUAUGGACUUUGGAGAUUUUGAUUUCAAUAGUCUAAACAUGGGAGACACUGAGGGUAUUGAAGAUGAAGAAGGUGAUAGUGAUAUGGAGGAGGAGACUACAGAAGAGUCAAAAUUAAGUAGCGGAGAAGAUAGUUGAAGAUGAAGAUGCAAAGAAAGAUGAAGCUGCAUCAGAAGCGAAGAAGAAGACUUAAGCUGAUCUUGAUGAUCUUGCACCUUUCUCUUAGAAUCUUGAAAUGGUAUGUGGCUUUUUUAGCCUUUAGGCUUCUUGUUGUUAGUUGUUGUGUUUGUUUAAUGCGAGAAAGAAGAAA
Messenger RNA from Capsella rubella, 554 nucleotides. RefSeq lists its product as uncharacterized. Gene Ontology annotation, cellular component: cytosol; nucleus. Lineage: Eukaryota; Viridiplantae; Streptophyta; Magnoliopsida; Brassicales; Brassicaceae. Gene Ontology annotation, molecular function: protein-folding chaperone binding; Hsp90 protein binding. The coding region runs from base 86 to 382 and encodes 98 amino acids. Gene Ontology annotation, biological process: protein folding; chaperone-mediated protein complex assembly. The record is from RefSeq and is a predicted model, not a curated record. The transcript is spliced from 5 exons.